AUGAUCUCAACAGCUUCUGCAUUUUAUCAGAAGCAUAGAGUAAAUUUACUGCGUUCUUCAUACAUAAUAUUGUUGCUAGCCACGCUUUACAAUUCAAAUUCCAGUUCUAGUAACAACAAAACUGAUAAGAAGGAUUCUGAGUCAACGGUUUUAGAAAAUAAGAAAAUUGAAGAGGGAAAAGAAACCGCAGUAGAUAGAGAGGAAGAUGAAAGUAGCAAAGAAGAGUUAACGAUAGUCUCCAAACAUAGCACAGAUUCAGAAGAUGGUGCAAUAAUAAUUGAUAAAGAAAGCAAGACUAAUCAUAAGGGGGGAGAGCGAAAAGGAAAGGUAGAUUUUUUGUUCAAACUUUUGCUUCAUGAUAAGAAGUGCCUCAUUUUAUUUAUUACACAGGCUAUUCUUCUGAACAUCAGAACAUUGCUGUCUCUUCGUGUGGCUACUUUAGAUGGUCAAUUAGUGUCCACACUAGUAAGAGCUCAAUACGCAAACUUCACAAAGAUAUUGUUGGGGAAAUGGAUGAUCCUUGGAAUUCCCGCCAGUUUUAUUAAUUCACUGAUCAGUUACACGACAAAACUUUGUGCUGUCACUAUUAAUAGGAAAGUUUCAGACUUUCUACUCUCAAAGUAUCUAUCUAAUCACCAUACUUUCUAUUCCGUAGCUUCUGCUGAAUCUGUUUCAGAAAUUCAGGAUAAUUUGACAAAAGAUAUUUACACAUUUUCAAUGAACUCGUCAUUAUUACUGAAUCAGCUAUUAAAGCCAAUGCUGGAUUUGAUCCUCUGUUCAUUCAAAUUAUUAACCUCAAACACUAGUGUUAUGGGUGAAGGAACUUUGGCACUGGGCUUAAUUGUCUACGCCUCCAAUUCAUUACUAAAAUUGAUUCAACCGAAUUUCACUAGGUUAACUAUGGCAAGCGCAUCUUUGGAAAGUUGGUUCAGAUCUUUACACUCGAAUCUACAUUCAAGCAAUGAAGAAAUUGCACUGCUAAGAGGGCAAAAGAGGGAACUAGAAAACGUUGAUUAUUCAUUUUACCGUUUGGUGCUAUUUUUAAACAGAGAAAUAAAGGCAAGAGCUAUUUAUGAUGUUGCUACUGCAUUUGUCAUUAAAUAUACUUGGGGCGCAGCUGGCUUGGUACUAUGCUCGAUUCCAAUAUUUUUCAAAAACAAACCUAGUGAAGACACCUUACAGCUUAAGGAACCCGGGAAUGAUAUGACGGCUGAUUUCAUCACAAAUAGAAGAUUAUUAGUCACUGCAUCUAGCUCUAUCGGAAGAUUUGUGGAACUGAAGAGAAAUAUACAACAAUUACGCGGUAUCAGAUUGAGAUUGAACAAGUUCAAUGAUUUGUUGGAUGCUAAUAAAGGUGAUGACGAAAAAGAACCAAGAGAUGAAAGGUGUAUAGUGGAAUAUGAUGAUUCAAGGAUAAAGUUUGAAAAUAUUCCUUUAAUAACACCUGCCAAUCAAGUUCUAGUACCGGAGCUAAGUUUUGAUCUGAAGCAUGGAAAUCAUCUACUAAUUAUUGGGCCCAACGGUUGCGGUAAAUCUUCAUUAUUUCGUAUUCUAGGCGGGCUUUGGCCGAUAAGGGCGACUCCCAAUAAAAAUCAUCAAUCCAAGUUAAUAAUGCCGCGUAGAACUGUGGAUAGAGAUUGCGCAAUAUUUUAUUUACCCCAAAGGCCGUAUAUGGGCAAUAGGUCGACAUUCAGGGAACAGAUUAUUUAUCCAGACAGUAUUGAACAAUUCAAAGAAAGAUAUCACAAUGAUUAUGAUCUAGGCGAUGCAGAUUUAAUAAAAAUUCUGCAAUUAUUAGAUUUGGAGGAUUUAGUCACUGAAAAUAUGUCACUUCUGCUGGCGCAAAGGACUUCCAAAAAUGAUUCACAGCAGUUGUCGACGGAAGACAAUCAGUCACCAUGCGCCAUUAAAGUUCGUGAUGCAUUCAGUAUAGUAAGAAAUUGGUCCGAAGAAUUAACAAUUGGUGUCCAACAAAGGUUAGCUAUGGCAAGGAUGUACUAUCAUAAACCCAAGUUUGCUGUGCUCGACGAAUGUACAUCUGCAGUAGCCCCAGAAAUGGAACAAAGGAUGUACGAAAAUGCGCAAAAUUUUGGUAUCUCGUUAAUAUCAGUUUGCCACAGGACAAGUUUAUGGCAUUUUCAUAACUAUCUGUUAAAAUUUGAUGGUAAAGGCGGAUACCAAUUUGGACCGUUUAACCCGAAGGAAAGGUUAUGUAAUGAAGAAAAACUUCUUGAACUAAAUGCCAUCUUGGAUCAACAGGUGCCACUUUGGGAGCGGAAGUUGAAAGAUCUGACAAUUGCUAAAGAAUCCAACAUCAUUCGUAAAUCAGAAACUAACCUGAAUCUUUUUGAAAAGAUCGAAGAUCCAAAAACGUCCAAAUCUAAUGCAUUGUUUAAUGCAAAUAAAGGGCAGCGAAUCACAUCACCUACAGGGCAGGAGACUAGUAAGAGAUUACCACUAUUUUCCCAACCAUCUAGUUCAGCAUCAUCAAAUUUACUAAGAAACAAUAAAAGCUUGAACAAAAAAGUUAAAACAAAAAAGGAAGAAGGAAAGGAGAGGUAA
Molecule: messenger RNA, 2562 nt
Organism: Saccharomyces cerevisiae S288C
Lineage: Eukaryota; Fungi; Ascomycota; Saccharomycetes; Saccharomycetales; Saccharomycetaceae
Gene: PXA2
Product: ATP-binding cassette long-chain fatty acid transporter PXA2
Exons: 1
Coding region: 1-2562 (853 amino acids)
Biological process (GO): transmembrane transport; long-chain fatty acid import into peroxisome
Cellular component (GO): peroxisome; membrane; peroxisomal membrane
Molecular function (GO): ATP binding; ATP hydrolysis activity; long-chain fatty acid transmembrane transporter activity
Source: RefSeq, marked reviewed